AUGGCCGCAUCUGCCCUGUCCGUCUGCUCCAGCAACCUGAGCUAUGACAGCCGAGUCUGCCUGCCCGGUUCCAGUGACUCUUGCACCAGCUCCUCCUGGCAGGUGGACGACUGUCCAGAGAGCUGCUGUGAGCCCUCCUGCUGUGCCCCCAGCUGCUGCCAGCCCACCUGCUGCGUCCCCAGCUGCUGCACCCCGGUCCCCACCCAGACCCUCAUCUGCACCCCAGUGAGCUGCAUGUCCAGCCCCUGCUGCCAAUCAGCCUGCACCAGCUCCUGCACCAGCUCCUGCACGCCCUCAUGCUGCCAGCAGUCUAGCUGCCAGCCCUCCUGCUGCACCUCGUCCCCCUGCCAGCAGGCCUGCUGUGUGCCCGUCUGCUGCACACCCGUCUGCUGCAAGCCCAUCUGCUGUAAACCCCUGUGCUGUGUGCCCAUCUGCUCUGGGGCCUCCUCGUGCUGCCAGCCCACCCCCUGCACCUCGUCCUGCUGCAGACCCUCCUCCUGCGUGUCCCUCAUCUGCCGCCCCGUGUGCAGGCCUGCCUGCUGUGUGCCCGCCUCCUCCUGCUGUGGCCCCACCUCCUCCUGCCAGCCCAGCUGCUGCCGCCCGUCCUCCUGCAUGUCCCUGCUCUGCCGCCCCGUGUGCUCCCGCCCGGCCUGCUGUGUCCCCACCUCGGCCCAGAAGUCCUGCUGCUGA
Messenger RNA from Eptesicus fuscus (big brown bat), 690 nucleotides. RefSeq names its product keratin-associated protein 10-3-like. Gene Ontology annotation, cellular component: keratin filament. The transcript is spliced from 2 exons. The coding region runs from base 1 to 690 and encodes 229 amino acids. The record is from RefSeq and is a predicted model, not a curated record. NCBI's taxonomy places the organism in Eukaryota, Metazoa, Chordata, Mammalia, Chiroptera, Vespertilionidae.